Drosophila elegans is the source of this 2623-nucleotide messenger RNA. RefSeq lists its product as uncharacterized. Gene Ontology annotation, cellular component: ribonucleoprotein complex. The record is from RefSeq and is a predicted model, not a curated record. The transcript is spliced from 7 exons. The coding region runs from base 138 to 2048 and encodes 636 amino acids. Lineage: Eukaryota; Metazoa; Arthropoda; Insecta; Diptera; Drosophilidae. Gene Ontology annotation, molecular function: RNA binding.
CAACGAUGUUAUCGAUAGUGCUGUCGCUGAUGCUCUCUGCAAAAUUAUGUACAAAACUUGUUAAAACAAAAUAAGCCCAGAAGCGAGCAGUUUAAAAAGAAAGAGCGGCGUGAGUGUAGAAUGCAAUAAUUGCUGCCAUGAAAAAGGCGAAGGGAUCGGGCUCCCUGGGAUCGAAGGGAUUAUCCCGGGGAUUAUCUUCUGGUCUCGUGGUGUCCAAGGGCUCCUCAGGAUCGGGAUCAGCAUCAGCAGGACUAGCGGAAUCCUCGGUGGCAAAGCGAGCCGCCAAGGAGCAGCAAGAGCCGAAGAACAAGGAGUCGCAGGCAGCCAAGGAAUCAGCUGCAGCAAAAAAGAAGAAGCCCUUGAAGGAUGAGCCCUUGAAGGAGGAGCCCUUGAAGGAGGAGCCCUUGCAGGAUGCACCCAUGAAGGAGGAGCCCUUGCAGGCUAAGUCCAUUGUCACAAUCUCCAUUCCGGCAAUUGAUAAGCUGCGCCGCUACUGCUUCAUCGGCUCCACGGAUUGCCCCGUCUACGCCCCGCCCACGCUGGACCUGGCCGUCGAGAUUAGCUUCAGCACGCUGCGGGACCUCUGCGCCGAAGUGACCGACGCCGAGCUGGCCGAGUGCCUGGCGGGUGUGCUGGGCAGCGGACCGAAUGCGGAGCACCUGCCGCGCCCGAACGAGCCGCUGCUCAUCCUGGCCGUCUUCCUCAGCACGCGCGAGGACGAGAAGCAGCGCAAGUUGGUGCGCAGCAGGUUCCCCGACCUGAUUACCAGCGAGUCGGACCUCCUGCUCUUCGUGCAGCUGGUGAGGCGCGUGCAGAAGCUGCUGGACCGCCAGACGCCCUUCAACCGCACGGUGCGCAAGGCCAUCCUGGACUGGUAUGGCCACCAGUCGGUGGACCGCCUGCUCCACCUCUGGUCGGUGGGCGACGGCACUCGGUGGGCGGCGCACCGCGAUCUGCUGCACCGCUGUCACUUCCGGGAUGCCGACUUCCGACCCGAGGUCAUGGCCGCCCUGAAACUCCUCUCCUCGUCGCCCAAGGAGCUGGCCCAGUGGCCCACUUUCCUCACGCCCCUGGCCAACUGCCGUGCGACAAUCGAGGGCGUGCUCAAGCUGCGCCUCCUGCAGGAUCCCGAACAGGCGCUGCCCAUUGUGAAGAAGCUGUCGCUCAGCUGGGAGCAUGUGCCGCUGCAGCUGCUCAACGAUCCGGCGCUGGCCAAGUUCCUUGUUCCGCGCAUGACCUACGACCAGCUGCUCCAAUGCUGGCCACGCCUCUCGCGGCUGCACAGCCAGGUGCGCGCCUUCGCCGAUCAGCUGCUGGACGAGAAGAAGCUGAAGGCGGGCAAUGUGCCGCCGGUGCGGCUCCUGCUGGAGGACAUGCGCCUGCGGAGGCCCCGGAAGGUGGUGAUAGUGUGUCCAACGCGCACGCAAAGGGCGAAUUUCCUACACAGCGUGUAUGAGGCAUCCUUUGGCCAGAACAAGGCGCUCGGCAGGCGGCUGCACAUCACCCUCAAUCUGGAGCAGUUCUACUUGGGCAAACACCUUUCCGGUCGCUGUCGCUCGCUCAAAUACCUGGAUGCCCUGGUGGCCCUGGCCUUUGGCUACUUCCGCAGCGAUCCCAAGGUGACGGUGCAGUUCUGGCACGACCGCAGUGGCCAGCUGAAGACGCUGCCCUGGACCAAGGAGAUGUCGCUGGCGGAGGCCACCGCCUGCUGCCAGAACCAGAAGGUGCUCAAGACCAAGCAGACGCUGACGGAUGUCCUGGACAGAGCGCUGGAGGAUGAGAAGAACACGUACGAUGUGUUCCUGGUGCUGGUGCCGGGUGCCGGGCGAGGGAAUCCGGGCAACAAUUCCAAGAGCUUGGCUGCCCUAAUGGACGACUACCGUGAGAAGCGGAGCUCCAAUGCCAAAUUCGUUAUGGUGAGCCUGCGGCAGCAUCACGCCUCCAUGAUGUAUUCCGGCGCCCGCAACGAGAACCUGCUGGAACUGUGCAGCCUGGACGAGCACACGCCGCGCCUGAUCAACGCGUUUGCCCGCAGGAAGUUCUACUAGAAUGGCGGCAGUCUAGGCGGAGGCUGCAGAGGAGGAGGAGCCGCCUAGGGAAUCAUCGACGAUUCCCAAUUAAUCACACAGCUGUUCCAAAGCAAAGCAGUUCCAUUUGUUGAAGGACGAUGGCCCCCGGUUCGUUGCCAUCGGCCAUCUCUCUCGCUUUCAUAGACACUAGGUCCCGUCCACGCACCAGUCCAAGUCCCCAUCCUAAUCCCAAUCACAAUCCUGCUCCGAAUAGUUCACAUGUAACACAUACACAAUAUUCGUAGAGCCAGGCCAACUAACAUUACUACGUACAUACGUAUGUACUAAUAAUGGUAGUAGUUACACCCCGGAAUCGAAUCCACAUUUGCAAUCGGGUUAGAUACUUUUAACGCUCGUUUUGUGUCAUCACCUUUGUAUUCAUAUUUGUAUUUGUACUAGAUUUGGUGGAUUUAUUUUUUCAAAUCAAACUGAAUCAACUGAACUGAACUCAAUCUAAAUUCAAUUUGGAUUUAAAACAAUCUCAAAGCAAAAGCAAACGCAAGCGCAAACAACAAAUAAACAAACAAAAUAAAAAAAGAAAGAAAGAAAGAAAA